Molecule: messenger RNA, 2525 nt
Organism: Papilio machaon (common yellow swallowtail)
Lineage: Eukaryota; Metazoa; Arthropoda; Insecta; Lepidoptera; Papilionidae
Exons: 12
Coding region: 89-2488 (799 amino acids)
Biological process (GO): DNA repair; DNA damage checkpoint signaling
Source: RefSeq, a predicted model, not a curated record
UUUACAUGUUUCAGUUGUUUUUGUUUUAUAAUUUUUUUUAAAUAUUUAAGCGCCAAAAUUAUUUCUAGUAUAUGAAUUAAACUCUGAGAUGUCUAAACGCGUGUAUUACCCACAACAACAAGGUGAAAGAAAAAGGGCUAAAUUAGAUGUUACAAGAUCGGAUAACCACUUACCCCUUAGUCAAAAUAAUGGGAGAAAUAAAGAUGACAACCAAGAUAAUUGGGGCGAUGAGGGUGAUGAUGAAAUACUCCUACUUGCAAGCCAGGCGUGUGAACAGGCAUACACUGAUGUAGACAACAGCUUACCAGAUUACACUAUUUGUAUGAAACCGUCCUCAACAAGUACACAAAACUUCGACCCUGGACCCAGCACAUCUACUUACCUUGACCUUUUUAAGAAACCUAUAAAUAACUACACAUCGGACCCUUUUAAAAAACCAAACGCACUUAAUUUUACAUCACCAAAUAUUAAAAAUAAAAGCAACUUAAUUUCUUCACCAUUACCAAACAUUUCGAGAUCUGUUCAAAACACCAAUCCGAAUAUCAUUGAAGAUAUGAUAUUCAAUGAUAAAGUACAUAAAGGUGACACCAACUUUAUCUAUCGACAAUUACUACAACUGCAAGAAGAAAAUUCUAAACUCAAAUCUGAGAAUGGGAAAUUACUCGAGAAAUGCAUGACCAAAGAGGGUGAGGUAUCAAUUCUGCGGACUCAUUUAAAAACAAGUCAAACAGCGGCCGAUAAUGCGAGAUUGGAAAAGAUUAAAGUACAAGAAAGAGUGCAAAUGGAGUGGACAGACAAGUUAGCGGCCGCCAAUAACCAAUUACAAGAUCUGAAAACACAAUUAGACUUUAAGAAUCUAGAAAUUACAAGUAUAAAAGAGAAAUGUAAGAUGUUAGAAUCAUCCAAAGUGAAACUGACUCAAGUAAAUAUUCCUAAGCAUGAUAUAUCAUUAAGUCACAGAAACAGUAUGUAUGGUGUGAGAGAUUCAACAUCUUCAACGCAGCUAGCAAGAGUAAAAACUUCUUGUAAAAAUAUACAAACUGAAUGCAGGACAUUAACAAAUAUUGUAGAACUUAAUAUUACAUAUAGAAAAGAUGAAAAAAAGUUAACUCGUCUUUUACCUUUAACAGUAGAAUCAACAACGGAUCAAUAUACAUUGUUAGAAUACAAUGAAAAAUUACAAAAACCAUCAGAUAAUUUGAAUAACAGGUGUAAAGUGUUUAGUACAUUUCAUAGGAUACCUAACACUCCGAGCCCUAGAGCAGAUGUCAGAUGCAAAGUAACACUCAAUGAUGUUUACAAAGAUUUGUCUUUUAUUGCCGCUGAUGAAGGAUCAGAUGAAGUGGAACAGAAGAUUUUGAAUAUUAUACAAGCGGCUAAAAUAAUUUUACAAGAUACAGAAGUGACAUUAAAUACACUAGAAUUAAGAAUGACAACAGCAUUUCAAAAGGAAAUUGACGAGAAAUAUAUUGACUCAAGUGCAAACUUCUUGAUUGUGUCCGAAGAAGAUUUGAUCUCCGGAAAAUUACUUUACAAAGAAGAACAGGGUAUCACAGCAAGAAGAAUAACAUCAGUUCUUUAUCAUAUUCUAGAAGAUUCUAGAGCUGCUGAAUUAUUUAAUAGAGAAGAUGUUGAUGUUUCAAUACAUCAAGGAAAUCCUUUAUUAGAAAUUAUACAAAGAAUAUGUAUUGUAUUGGAUAAAACGUCUUGUGCAGUAUUAUUUAGUGGUUUUUUACAAUCGGUGAUAAAACUUCUUUAUAGAAUUUUUAUAAAAACCAAUAAAAAUAUAACAAAUAGAAUAUUUAAAGUUAUAAAAACUGUAAUACAAUCCAGACCUAUGUUGUUUGUGACUUGUGAAUCAUUACGACUGUUACGGAAAGUGUCGUCGACAGAAAGUACAGAUAUAUUGUGUAAAGGCAACAGUAGUGGGAAUUUGAAGUUGGAUUAUGAUCAAGGUGUACUCUUGUAUAAGAAAGAUUCGUGUUUUCUUCAAGUGUUAUUGAAACAAAUCGAAGCCGCUUUGAAAUGUAUCGAGAAGCAGAAAUUGAAAGAAGAAGCUGUAUCACUCUGUACAGAUCUUCUUCUCUUCUAUUCAGAUUUAAAUAUGCUUCAUGAAAGUCAAGAGAAACUGAGUUGCGAAUGUCGGCAGACGAUGUUACAAGUGAUUGUGUUCGCGCUAAGGAUCUGCGCGGUUUUGCUCUCUGGAGACCAAUCAGAGAUUGAUACAAGGUUGUUAUCACUGUGCCGUGCCGGGUUACUUGUGCUGCAGCGAUGUGCGGCACGCGAUGAGGUGUGCCAGCUGGCACACUGCGAGGGUCAUCUACUGCACUUCUGCCACCUCAUGUUGGCACACCCGCAUGAUGAACUGCACUCUAACAUGCUGUCAGAGGUGAUGUCAUCACUGCAGAGCAGUCCUGAGGAGUCUCCGCCAUCAUACCACACGGAGCCCUGGCUCAACAGCUUCCAUACAUUCUCACUCGCUGACUGAUCUCCACAUGAUAAAACCCCUUUUCCACUAAGCGUGG